AUGGUGUUGCGGAAGGCGAAGUUUUCACGGCAAGGCACCUUUGCUCCUCAAGACUCGGACAUUCUGAAUGCCAUUGAUCAAAAGUUUGAAGAGAUGGAAGAGACCAUCAUCUUGGCAUCUUUAGUUCCACAACUCCAUGAACGUCUACAUGCAGUGGAGCAGAUGUUGAGAAUCGAUGUCGCGGCCAUGUGGAGUCCCGACAACGUGCAACUCGACAUGGAGACCGAACCGAAGCCACCGAAGCCCAUUUGGGGCGAGGAGGCCUCUCCCAAAGCUUCUGCACAAGCCAAGUCUGCGUCCGAAAAGGACUUCACUCCAGUCAAUUUGGAGAGCACGAAGUCCGAGGCGAAAGUCGAACCGAAUGUCAGUGAUCUGACAUCCAUGACCCCGGCUUCCAAACGUGCCAGUGUGCCCAAAGUCAUUGAAAUCUCACGAUCCAAGGUGAAGGAAAUGGAUGAGAAGACCUUGGAUACGCAGACCUGUGAGUAUUACACCUUUGGUGAAUCCACGUGGGACUUGGUGAUCUUCAUCGGGACUGGUGCUUUGGGACCCUUUGGCUCCUUCCAGACCUUUCUUUUGGCCAUCGUGAAUGUGCUUAUGCAGGUGGUGUUCGUGGCCAUUGCGUACUACAACUUCACCACACCGGACAUCAAUGAGAGCUCCAUCGUUGACAGUUUGAGGUGGAGGAGAUCGUCUGGGCAUUCCUUUGCAGACUACAGCCUUGUGGCCAAGGAGUCAUUGGUGAAUUGA
Messenger RNA from Durusdinium trenchii, 750 nucleotides. The record is from the annotation of a GenBank genome assembly. Lineage: Eukaryota; Dinophyceae; Suessiales; Symbiodiniaceae.